Messenger RNA from Drosophila biarmipes, 822 nucleotides. RefSeq lists its product as uncharacterized. Gene Ontology annotation, cellular component: extracellular matrix. The transcript is spliced from 2 exons. Lineage: Eukaryota; Metazoa; Arthropoda; Insecta; Diptera; Drosophilidae. The record is from RefSeq and is a predicted model, not a curated record. Bases 1 to 822 code for a protein of 273 amino acids.
AUGAAGAAGCGUCGCCUAACCAGCUCAGCUGGAGACCCAGAUGGGCAUGGAUAUGGAUAUGGACUCGAGCGGCGGAUCGCAUCUCGCUUUGGCUUCCGCAUUGCGUCGCGAAGAGGGGCACGCGUUUGCCACGCGGCGCGGCUCCUCAAAGAUUGGCAGCCCCUGUUGGCGCUAAUUGCUGGACUCGGAAUGAUCGGCGCAUGCGCAGCGGUUGGCUACUCCUAUGCGAGGUUCGAGGGUCCGGUGGCGGGGCCGGAGCACCUGGUCACCGUCCACGACGGACGCACCGUCGACUAUGUGGCCCGUCCCGAGUACAGCUUCGCCUAUGGCGUCGAGGAUGGCAAGACGCGCGUGCUGCAGAACCGCAAGGAGACGCGGAACGGCGACGAGGUGCGCGGCGUCUACAGCGUAGUCGAUCCGGAUGGCACCUUGCGUGUGGUUAAAUACACGGCCGACGACGCCAACGGCUUUCAGGCUGAGGUUAUUACGAACGGUGUGAAAACGCUGCACGGCCAUGGACACGAGGCGGAUGCGGGUGGCGGAGCGGUGGACAACCAGGUGAGGCACGACAGCUCCGAGGCCCAAGGGGCGGAGGAGGCGGACGAGGAGGAGGAGACGCCUCACAGGGCUGCACCCCACCAGGGAAAUGGCCAGUACAAGGUGCACGAGGACUACGACGAGCAUGAGGGCAAGGGGGAGAAGGACGAGGAGGGGGAGGAGGACGAGGGAGACCACCAGGAGUACGAGGGCAGCAGCGAGGAGGGAUACGUGGAGGCAGACGCUCACAGUCAGCAUGAGGAGGCCAGCAGCGAGGACUACUAG